UCUGCGCAGAAGACAAAUAUCGAGUAGUAUAACGUGGACUUGUAAGCACGACCAUCGUGUGCCGGCUUUUACGAGCGGCUCGAUAUAGCCACACGGCGUUGUGUUUCGCGUGAAACGAAACGGAACGAGACGACGGUCGUCGCCGGCGUCGUCGACGACGGUAGGACGCGACCCGACGAUCCGAAACAGUUCGCGUUUGCUAAACGUUCUCCUUCAUUCGUCUUGGCGUCGAAUUCACCGCGAGUGGAAUAAUUGAUUGGCUGGGGAAAGCCCGGCGGUACACGGCUGCAAAAGGAAGGAACUGACUGAAUACCUAGGAGAAACGGUUCUUCGUGCCAGCAGACAUGGGGCUCAAGGACUUCCGUAUAAUCUUUGACAAUCCUUGGAACACCUAUUACCCGGGACAGACGGUCAGCGGAAAUAUCGUGGUCGUUCUAGAUAGCACGAAGAAGGUCCGCGGUAUUAGCGUGAAGGUGAAAGGUUUCGCAGACACCUGUUGGACAACGGACAAACAAGAAAUGGACGAGAGAGGACAGUACAGAGAGGGAACGCAGACGGUGACGGCCCACGAAGAGUAUUUCGAAACCAAGUAUUAUCUGGUCGGAUCAGCUUCGGGCAGUGAAAUCGAAGUGCAAAGUGGAGAACACAAAUUCCCGUUUCAGUGCGUCUUACCCGCGAACAUACCGAGCAGCUUUGAAUCUGAUUUCGGAUACGUUCGAUACAUCGCCAAAGCGACUUUGGACCGUCCUUGGAAGUUUGAUCAAGAAGUGAAGAGCCCCUUCACGGUGAUACAGCCAUUCGACCUUAACCAAGAACAGAGGGCUUCGAUCGUAACUUUCCGCGCAACCAUGCCAAGCACCGAUACGAGAACGGAAGAGAUCGUAGUAGCAGAAGUUGGCAAAGGCCCCGUCGAAGGAAGUGGAACAGCUGAGUACGAACAAAACCUCGACAUACCUCCGCUGCCGCCGUCGAACCUCGCAAAUUGCGGGAUCAUUGAUCUGGAGUACAAUCUGAAGGUCAUGGCGUGUGUAUCAGGAUGGUAUCACAGAAACUUGUCUAAGAACUCUUUGGUGUUCGUGGGUACCAUACCGUUGGUAAAUUAUCAAACUCCCAGUGCACCGCCAGCGGACCCAAGCAAACCAGAAAUCGGCUGGACAGCUCCAGAAGGACUACCAACAUCGAAUUUAUAUCCGAACUUACCUCCACCGUCCUACGAGGAGUCGGCAAAUGGCGCUAGGAGUCUCUGGGAACGCGGUGAAUCCGAGCACGUGUUCGGCAUUUCGAAUCACUUCGCUCCGAGAUAUCCGGUCUAUAAUUUCGCACCAGUCCAAUGAACAACGAAACGAUUUACAGGAAACGAUUGCAUACUUCACAACGCUGCCUAGAAAGCACAUUCUGGAAGCUUUAUAAUGGAAUUAGAAAUUCACGAUUGUCACGAGCAUUUUGAAGCUGAUUGUUGCAGUUGUCGUAACUUUUCGUGCGAAUAUUUGGGUUUUUGAAAAUUGUGAAUUUCAUUGAAUUACGGCUAUAAUGCAGAUGUUUACAAGAUGUUUGAACUGUGACUUACACAAUUAUCCGCGAGAAGUUAUUGCAUUUAAUGUAUUUCCGUUGAAAUUGCAUACAAACUUUUCAAUUAUAUGCUGCCA
This is a messenger RNA of Megalopta genalis, 1646 nucleotides long. Lineage: Eukaryota; Metazoa; Arthropoda; Insecta; Hymenoptera; Halictidae. The record is from RefSeq and is a predicted model, not a curated record.